This is a messenger RNA of Pelobates fuscus (common spadefoot toad), 882 nucleotides long. It is a transcript of the gene PBDC1, whose product is annotated as polysaccharide biosynthesis domain containing 1. Gene Ontology annotation, cellular component: cytoplasm. The transcript is spliced from 6 exons. Bases 79 to 597 code for a protein of 172 amino acids. The record is from RefSeq and is a predicted model, not a curated record. NCBI's taxonomy places the organism in Eukaryota, Metazoa, Chordata, Amphibia, Anura, Pelobatidae.
AGUGCCGGAGGUGGAACAUGCUUCACAGCGUCAGGAAGAAAACGUCAGUUCAGAGGGCGGAGGUGAGAGGCGGACAUCAUGGCUGCGCCGAGUGACAUCAUGGAAGACCUGGGUUCUGUGGGUGCCGCAGGAGCCCUCUCGGCUGCUCAUGCUUUGUCCCUCCCAGCAGAAGCAUAUGGAAAUGAUCCCAAUGUCGAGAUGAUCUGGGCAAUGAAAGCCUAUCAACAUGCAGAGGUGUACUAUAAUCUAAUUUCAUCCGUGGAUCCCCACCACUUGAGGCUGACAAAGAUGGAUGAUCUAAUCUAUAGCACAUUCCGAGAAGAAUUUCCUGAUCUCUGCAUUGACAAACUUGAUCCAGACGAUCUGAAAGCUCCAGCAUCUAAAGAGAAAUGGCGGCCGUAUUGCAUAAGGUUUGAGAAGGAAGUAGAAGACUUUAACUAUGGAACUUUAUUGAGGUUGGACAGCAGCAAAGACUAUACAGAGGAGAAUACCAUCUUUUCAACCAGAAUCCAGUUUUUUGCCAUUGAGAUUGCACGGAACAGAGAAGGGUGCAAUGAUUUGGUUUUUCAGCAUAAAAAAUCCGGAGGCAUAGAGUGAAAUGGUCGGAAGUAGUUCAACAGAAAGUACAGACAAUGUGGUUAAAUGGGAAAAUAUAAAGCUCUUCUGUUUUUCUUCAGUGCCUCAAAACAUAUUGGUCAUGUUGCUCCAAGCGGUCAUUCUAAUUUUUUUGUGCAGUAGUAGUAGUAACUUUCUUAUAGUGUUAACAUUUUAUUUAUGCUUUUGGCAUUCACAUUGGUAAAUAUUGACCACUCAGAAGCUUUCAGGUUCCUACAGAACUAAUCCAAAAUAAACUAAUUUGUACAGCUAUAUUUUCAGUAACAU